This is a messenger RNA of Emiliania huxleyi CCMP1516, 1467 nucleotides long. RefSeq lists its product as hypothetical. The transcript is spliced from 2 exons. NCBI's taxonomy places the organism in Eukaryota, Haptophyta, Isochrysidales, Noelaerhabdaceae. The record is from RefSeq and is a predicted model, not a curated record. Bases 1 to 1467 code for a protein of 488 amino acids.
AUGUCUCUCUUAGCUCUGGGUCGCAAUGGGCGAUCCCAGGCGGGAGCAGAGGCCAGUGGCCUCGAUUCUCUGAUGGGCUGGGCCUACACUACGAUCGAGUUCACGUUAUUCCUGUGGUCGAUCGCCGUGGGCCUCGCUUAUGACGGUCUUGCAGCCCUUCUCACUAGCCGGGUCUACCGUGCCGGGGCUGGGGCAGUCCUCCUCUACCUGCUGGGUACCACCCUGAUUGAGCUGGUGACAAGCGGUGACGGGGGACCUGAGCUCCUCUUCUUCCUCAGGAUGGCCGUCUUCGUCUACUGUGUCGGCUAUCAGGUUCGCGCACUCUGUGACUACACCCCUGUCCGCGUCCUCCUCCUCCUCAGUGGAGGGUACCCCUUGUUCCGCCACGGGGCGGCGGCGAUUGCCGAGCCGUUCCGGGACUACGCGGCGAUGGGCCCUUAUGCAGGUGUGCUCCUCACCUUCUCCGCCAUCUACCUCGCCACGCGCUCCAUGGGGCGGCACGUUGGCUACUUCAUGGACACGUACAUCAAGACGUACGUGCUUGAGACCCGGAUCGAUUCCUUGCUCCGCCGAGUCCGUGGAGGCGGUGCUCAUGCUGACGAGCCUUCAGAAGAGUCGGUCUCCCUCCUCCACGCCUAUCUCCGAGCCCGCGGUGGCCUGCUCUGCACGCUUUCCGUCGCCGUUUACCAGUACCGCCUUGUCAUGAUCCCGCUACUAGUCCUCGGGGGGCUCGGGGGAGUCGGCGCUGUUUGCCCUUCGUGUGGCAGCUCGAUCGCAUCCUGCACCUACGACACAGAUCAACGGUGCCCGACCAUCACCAUUGUCGCGACCAACGCGUCGGCGAUGGCAGGCGUCGGAGUCGUGAGUACCGUCACUCUUGCCACCCUCAUCCGGCCGCGCUACCUGCGCAUCUUUGGGACGAACGCCCUUCAGGCCCUUGUGGCGAUGCGCCGCCGCCCAGCCGCGGGCACGCCCUUCUCCAUCACUGCCGAUACCUCCAAGGGCGAUAUCGUCCAGGCCAUCUCCGCCGGACGCAUCUGCCAGAUGGAGGCAGUCGAGCAGCUGGCCCAGCAGCUUUCUGGCGUCGAGGCCGAGGAAGAGGGGGAAGAGAAAACCCGAAAGCUUGCGAACAUUACCCGCAGCCUGGACCUCCUGAGGACGCUCAAGGAGACUGCAAUCCCUGACGCCGGGGGGUCCGAGCACGGUCCAACCGUCCCAACUGGGGAUUAUACCUUCACUUUCGCCAAGGUGAGCCGGGAGGUGGCUGACGGCGUUGCAAAAUCGUCAACCACUGCGUCGCUCAACGCCGGGACGACCACCACGCAACGGGCGACCUCAGUUCACAGUGCGCGCAUCGUCUACCCGAAGACCGAGUCGGAAUUUGGGGCCGCACUCAACCUCCCCUACGCCCUCGGGACGCGCACCGCGCUACUGCUCCCGGGCCAGGGGUGUAAGGGAACACACUAG